AUGAUGGCUACAACUUCUUCUGUAGCGGUCGCCCAGGGUAGAGCGACGUGGCGCGGGCAUCGCCUUUGCCAUCAGAAACGACAUCGUCGGACGACUGUCUCGUCUGCCGCAGGGCAUCAACGAUCGACUGACGAGCCCCAAUCUGCCUCUUCGGGGAUCCAACUUCGUCUUAUCAUCAGCGCCUGCGCCCCAACAAUUACCGACUCAGACAAAACGAAGUCCAAGUUCUACGAAAACCUGCACGCCCUCCUGGCGUCUGUGCCGAAAAUGGAUAAUUUGACUGUCCUUGGUGACUUCAGCGCCCGCGUCGGCACAAACCAUUCUGCCUGGGAAGGAGUGCUGUGUCCCUACGGAAUCGUCCGCUGCAACGACAAUGGCCUCCUCCUCCUCCUGCGAGCCUGCGCUGAGUACCGUCUCCUGCUGACCAACCUAUUCUUCCGCCUGAAGAUGGGGAAGAAGUCCACCUGGAUUAACCUCCGAUCGCAGCGCUGGCAGCUGCUGGACUAUGUUCUCGUCCGGCGGCGAGAUCAGCUGGACGUGAUGGUGACCAAGGCGAUCUUCAAGACUGAUGGCUUGACAGGUCAUCGCCUCGUCAUCUCCGAGAUGCGGCUUCGUCUACAACCCUACAGGAGACCAUAA
Spirometra erinaceieuropaei is the source of this 639-nucleotide messenger RNA. The record is from the annotation of a GenBank genome assembly. NCBI's taxonomy places the organism in Eukaryota, Metazoa, Platyhelminthes, Cestoda, Diphyllobothriidea, Diphyllobothriidae.